This is a messenger RNA of Papaver somniferum (opium poppy), 1806 nucleotides long. Its product is annotated as protein PIN-LIKES 2-like. Gene Ontology annotation, biological process: endoplasmic reticulum to cytosol auxin transport. Gene Ontology annotation, cellular component: membrane. The record is from RefSeq and is a predicted model, not a curated record. Lineage: Eukaryota; Viridiplantae; Streptophyta; Magnoliopsida; Ranunculales; Papaveraceae. The coding region runs from base 185 to 1540 and encodes 451 amino acids. The transcript has 2 exons.
CUUGCUAUUUCUACUCCCUCUAUCAUUCACUCCCAAUUCCCAAAUUCGCCAAAAUCAAAAACCCUAGAGAUCUUCAAACCCCAGAAUCGAAGGAAUCACAACAAUCUAUGAAAAGGGUUUCUUCUUCUUGAAUCGAAUUAGCAGAUUCGACGUUCACUGGGAAUUUUUUAAGAUAAAUCAAACGAUGUCGUCGGGGUUUGUGGCAAUGAAUUUCAACAUGUCUCAAGGUGUAAACCUGCUGUCAACGGUAGUGCCAUUGCUGAAACUCAUCUCCCUUACCAUGAUUGGCUUAAUUCUUGCACACCCAUCUGUCAAAAUGGUUCCAAGAGCAACAUUCAAACUUCUCAGCAAGCUUGUUUUUGCAUUGUUUCUGCCUUGCCUGAUAUUUACACAGCUUGGUAAGUCCAUAACUCUUGAAGGCCUUCGUAGUUGGUGGUUUGUACCAGUGAAUGUUCUGAUCAGUACACUGGUUGGUUGUGCAUUGGGUUAUUUGGUUGCAAUCAUAUGUAAACCACCGCCUGAGUUUUUUAGGUUUACUGUUGUGAUGACUGCGUUUGGGAACACCGGGAAUCUUCCAAUUGCAAUCAUUGGGUCUGUUUGUCAUAGUAAGGAUAAUCCGUUUGGUCCUGAUUGUCAUACCAAUGGUAUUGCUUAUGUGUCGGUAUCUCAAUGGGUUGCUGUGAUUUUGGUUUAUACUUUGGUUUAUCAUAUGAUGGAACCUCCCAUAGAGUACUAUGAUAUUGUUGAUGAGGGGAUACGAGAUGAGGAAAUAACUCCGGUUCAUGAUAUGAGUAGGCCUCUUCUUGUUGAAGCUGAGUGGCCUGGUAUGGAGGACAAGGAAACUGAAAACUCCAAGAGACCUUUCAUUGCUACGGUCUUUAACAGCCUUUCAAAUAUCUCCCAUCAAAGUUUGUCUGACAGUGAUGUUGAUGCACCGGUGGCGAGUGGCGCCAGCAGUCCCAAGUCUGUCAGGUGUUUGGCAGAGCCGAAGAUGGUUCGCAGGAUUCGAAUUGUUGCUGAACAAACCCCAGUGCGUCACAUCCUUCAACCCCCAACAAUAGCUUCUUUUCUUGCUAUUAUUAUUGGGUUGGUGCCAGCUCUCAAGGCGUCUGUGUUUGGGGACGAUGCUCCACUUGCUUUCAUCACAGAUAGUUUAGAAAUCUUGGCAGGAGCUAUGGUUCCUUCGGUGAUGCUUAUUCUCGGUGGAAUGCUUUCUGAAGGUCCAAAUGAUUCUAAACUUGGGAUUAAAACUAUUGUUGGUGUUAGCGUAGCAAGGCUCGUAGUGCUUCCUGUGUUGGGGAUUGGGAUAAUUGCUUUGGCUGAUAAAAUGAACAUUUUGGUCGACGGUGAUCAGAUGUACAGAUUUGUUCUUUUGUUGCAAUACACUACACCUACUGCCAUCUUGUUAGGGGCAAUUGCCAGUCUGAGAGGUUAUGCAGUUCGUGAAGCUUCAGCGCUCCUAUUCUGGCAGCAUGUCUUUGGCGUUCUGUCUCUCUCAGUAUAUAUCACAAUUUACUUUAAAUUGCUUUCAUAUGUAUGAGAUUUUUACUGGGAUGUCUUUCAAGCUCCAGUUGCAGGCUUGCAGCAGUGAGUGCUGAGUAAUCUAUACAAAAAAGGAUAAUUGAUUUAUAUUGCUACAGAUGUCAGUGUGUUUGUUGUAAUGCUUUAUUCGAUUGUAUUGAUUCUUGAAAUAAAGAAUCCAAAUGGAGAAAUAUUGUCACUGUUGGAUGCGUAUUACAUUAGAUUGUCAAGUUUGCCUGAGCAAAUGAUUAUUUCUUCUUCUGAAUGGGUCUGCAUUGCGAUUCA